This is a messenger RNA of Eimeria mitis, 408 nucleotides long. RefSeq lists its product as uncharacterized. The coding region runs from base 1 to 408 and encodes 135 amino acids. The transcript has a single exon. Lineage: Eukaryota; Apicomplexa; Conoidasida; Eucoccidiorida; Eimeriidae. The record is from RefSeq and is a predicted model, not a curated record.
AUGGAGCAACACCAGCAGCUGCUGCUGCUGCAGAUUAAACACACUCCUGCUGCUACUGCAGCAGCUACUGCAGCAGCUACUGCAGCAGCAGCAGCAGCAGCUACUGCAGCAGCAGCAGCAUAUUUAAUUCAUUCUCCCAAGACAGCCAGGUGCCCCACAAAGACAAACAAGUUUGUCUCCUUCGGCCUCAAUACCGAAUUGGUAAUCAUAUGUUAUUUCUUCGCCGGCUGUUAUUUCUUCUUUUGCUAUUAUAAGAAUAUGCUUCUGGCCACACUCACUCAACACCACGCGACAUGUGCAGUUCGGCUGCAGCAGCAACAGCAGCAGCAGCAGCAGCAGCAGCAGCAGCAGCAGCAGCAGCAGCAGCAGCAUGAGGAGGAGGAGCAGGAGGAGGAGGGGGUUGUGUAG